UCUGCUGUUAUGAAUAUCAUCAUUAUCAUUAUUUCUGUUACUGCUAUCAAAUAUUUUGGUAAUAGCAUUUUCUAUGUGAGAAGAACCAGCAUUAGCUGUAAUCGCAAUAGUGCCACUAUCAUAGGAAAUGAUAAAGAUGAUAAGAGAGAAAAUGGUGAAUAGGAGAAGGUGAAAAAAAAUGCGGAAAGAAACAAAUAUGAGAAAAUUAAAAAAAAACAAGAAAGAGAUAAGUGAGAAGAUAACAAAUAAGAAGGGAAAGGAAACCGAGACCUUAAAAUCCCUCCACCUGAUCGGGCUUCAAAAGUGGCGCUCAUUUUGUCCAUCAUUUUGUCCCAUGACGUCACUCUCUCUUCCUGGCUCGCUGCUACAAGAGACUGAAUGACUAACAUCAAACAGCACUGAAUACCUCUUCCCUCAACGAACUCCUCUAUACGGCGGCUACAGAAGAGCGUCGGAUGUCGACAAGAGGAUCGCGAUCGUCACUUGUUCUCGCCCGUGUGACGUCAGUUUCCUCCGUCUAUUGCACCCAUGACGGUGAUUUACGACAACAACAUAUCCCCCAUGAGUGUCACGACAAGUGUUGGCAUUCGGAGUGGUGAUGGUGGCAGUGACAAUGAGGAGUCGGAACCCAUGACGACCAUACCCCUGACACAAGGUUCAGGGGGUGUGGGGGGAGGGGGAGGGGGCCGGCGGAAGAAAGAGUCCACAGCUCAGUAUAAUAAUGAGCGAGAAAUGUGUCUGCAGUAUUUCGAGAAGUGGAGUGAGCAGGACCAGCUAGAGUUCAUGGAGCACCUCCUGUCCAGAAUGUGCCACUACCAGCAUGGACACAUCAACGCCUUCCUAAAGCCUAUGCUCCAGAGAGAUUUUAUUACGCUCUUGCCAAAAAAGGGUCUAGAUCAUGUAGCAGAAAAAAUCCUAGGAUAUUUAGAUGCCAAAUCCUUGCGAGAAGCAGAGUUGGUAUGUAAAGAAUGGCACAGGGUAAUUGCAGAUGGACUUCUAUGGAAAAAAUUGAUAGAGAGAAAAGUACGCACAGAUCCUCUAUGGAGAGGGCUCUCAGAACGAAAGGGGUGGGGUAUGUAUCUCUUCAAACCACGGCCAGGAGAGCAACAUCCUGGGCACUCUUAUUAUCGAAAGUUAUAUCCUAAAAUUAUACAGGAUAUUCAAACCAUAGAAAAUAAUUGGAGAAUGGGUAGACAUAAUUUGCAAAGGAUAAAUUGUCGCUCAGAGAACUCCAAAGGUGUCUACUGUUUACAAUAUGAUGACCAGAAAAUUGUCUCUGGUCUCCGAGAUAACACCAUCAAAAUUUGGGAUCGAACUUCGCUGCAGUGUUACAAGGUACGAGGGGUGUUGACGGGUCACACAGGGUCAGUGUUAUGCCUCCAGUAUGAUGAGAGGGUGAUCAUUAGCGGGUCGUCAGAUUCCACAGUCAGAGUGUGGGACGUGAACACGGGCGAGAUGACCAACACACUCAUCCACCACUGUGAGGCAGUACUUCACUUACGCUUUAACAAUGGAAUGAUGGUCACUUGCUCAAAGGACCGUUCCAUUGCUGUCUGGGAUAUGGUAUCUCCGGCAGAAAUCAACCUCAGACGGGUGCUAGUGGGUCACCGGGCAGCAGUUAAUGUUGUUGAUUUUGAUGAGAAAUAUAUUGUCAGUGCAUCUGGUGACAGAACAAUCAAGGUAUGGAGUACAGGAACCUGUGAAUUUGUGCGGACGCUAAAUGGUCACAAGAGGGGCAUUGCAUGUCUGCAGUAUCGUGAUAGACUUGUAGUCAGUGGCUCUUCAGAUAAUACAAUAAGGCUGUGGGACAUUGAAUGUGGUGCAUGUUUAAGAAUUCUGGAAGGGCAUGAAGAACUUGUACGAUGCAUUCGCUUUGACAACAAGAGGAUCGUAUCAGGAGCAUAUGAUGGGAAGAUCAAGGUUUGGGACCUCCAAGCAGCGUUGGAUCUUCGAGUGCCAGCUGGAACCUUAUGUCUUCGAACUCUUGUGGGGGAACAUUCCGGCCGAGUAUUCCGCCUCCAGUUUGACGAGUUCCAGAUAGUGUCGUCUUCCCACGAUGACACUAUCCUCAUCUGGGAUUUCCUCAACUGCUCCCCCCCAGAGGCAUCUGGGACUGCCGGUGCUCGAGGGGGAUCGCCCACCUGCGACAGAAGCUAAUGCAGUGAAGACAUAGUGUACAUUGUUUUGUUCCAUUAAAAGAGGUCUCCUGGGCGUUGAUGAUCCUCAGGAGAUACUCUCGUAGCAACUUGCAUCUACGGGAUGUGCCUGCAGCUGUGAAAGAGACUUGAGUGAUGGAAGCUCGAGUGCUGUCAAGAA
Messenger RNA from Penaeus chinensis, 2316 nucleotides. It is a transcript of the gene slmb, whose product is annotated as beta-TrCP-like. Bases 529 to 2157 code for a protein of 542 amino acids. The transcript has 14 exons. The record is from RefSeq and is a predicted model, not a curated record. NCBI's taxonomy places the organism in Eukaryota, Metazoa, Arthropoda, Malacostraca, Decapoda, Penaeidae. Gene Ontology annotation, molecular function: protein dimerization activity.